GAGCCUACGAAGUCUCUUUCUUGACCUUCAUCAUCCUUAGACCGUCAUAUGAUGUUUAUGGCAUGCGGCCCAUGCCACUAGGGUUGAAACCACCACGAAUUCUUCCCACAGUGACGGCUGUCAAAGUUCCUCAGGUCAUGAAUUGCGUCUCGUGUACGCCUUGAGCGUCGAAACGCGUAAGGGAGCUAUUCCUGUCGUGUCAACAGCCUCCUUCUGCCUGAGAAGACAGCUUCAUGCGAGGUGUCAGCUGCAUCCUCAUGAUGGCAACGACAGAUACUAGUGCAGCAACGACGGCAACUCAGGAGGAUUUCAUGAAGCUGACGAAUGACUACCAAUUCACUGAUGCGGAUAUCGUCAUUCGCGCCAGUGGGGUGGAUUUCUUCGUCCACAAAUUUACUCUCGCGAAUGCAUCACCCGUAUUCAAGGAUAUGCUGUCGCUACCAUCCGACGGUCCUUCUCAGAAAGGCGCGGAUGGGUGUGACAUUGCAAUCAUCGCCCUCGAUGAAGAUGCACUCACCUUUCAUCGGGUGCUAUGUCUUUAUUAUCCGCAUGCACAGGAUCCACGGGAUCUUGAUUUGCGUUCGCUUCACAGUUCUCUACUUGCACUCCGCAAGGACGAUAUGGAGAAAGGUCGAAUUCGUAUGGCGAGAGAAUUGUUGGCUCACGCCAUCAGCGCCUCUAUUCAAGCGUUCGCCGUAGCCUGAAACGCGGGACUGAAAGAGACCGCACGUUUCGCGGCUCGUUGUCCACUCAG
Molecule: messenger RNA, 754 nt
Organism: Somion occarium
Lineage: Eukaryota; Fungi; Basidiomycota; Agaricomycetes; Polyporales; Cerrenaceae
Source: the annotation of a GenBank genome assembly